Molecule: messenger RNA, 1361 nt
Organism: Bursaphelenchus okinawaensis
Lineage: Eukaryota; Metazoa; Nematoda; Chromadorea; Rhabditida; Aphelenchoididae
Source: the annotation of a GenBank genome assembly
AUGGAUCGACUGAUGUUUCUCAAGAUCCCAAACCUUUUACUGGUCACACUCGUGGUAACAGUGCCGUUGAUCCAUACAUGUCCACCAACACCUGGAGGUGGAGUUGGCGGCUUUAUUUCUAGCCAGGAUCCAGGUAUGUUUCGCUUAUCUUAUCACAACUAUUUUAAAAAAUAGUUCACAGUAUUGUGAUGGUAAGUCUAAGUCGUCAUCUUUUUUUAAAUAUUACUACGAAAAUUAUGCAAAACCUUAAAAUUUGGUAAAAUGUUGCAUUUCUUACUGAAAUACCAGUAUUCUGGUGCGUACUUGACUGUCUACUGCGUCUUUGACCUUGAUUUCGCUCGCAAAAACUGGAUUUAAAAUUGAAAAAGCGAGGCGAAAAUGCCUGAGGAGAAAAUUACCCCGAUUUCACUCAUCUCUCACAACUCACGUCACCUCGAUAAUCAAAUAUCGUUCGGUUUUCGAAGUUUGAAAUUGUAAAAUGAGGUUUUUGAAACGAAUUUAGAAAUAAUAUAUUAAAUAUAACGGAGUAUAGGUAAUAAUCAAGCUGGACAAUGCUAUAGCCAAUACAUUAAAACAUAUUUCAGCACAUGUGAACGCUCGAUGCUCAGACUUGAUCCUGUACCCAGUUAAUGCGGUCGAUCAAUCGGAUCAGUACAGGUAUGUUCGCACCGUUCAUAUCGUGAUAUGAUAACAGAUAAUAGUAAUAUGUUUUGCUUUUGCGUAUGUUAUCACACAUUACUUUUACAGGUUUGAUUACUCUGACGUCGCAUUUGGAAACACACAUGCCCAAGCUGCUACAGUAGCCAUUACAUGUACGGCAAACGGACAGCCGGCUACAGUAGAAGGCUUUGAUCAGGUAAGUGUUUGUUAGUAUUGUUUAAAAGACUAAAGUUCAGGCUUACCGCUUAUUUCUGUUAAAUGUUGUAGUUUUAAAACUGACAUAAGACCAAAAAUGAACCUUUUAAAUAACAGCCAGCUCUACUUUACAAAAAUGCCAAACUUUGUUGUUAUAGUGACGAUUUGAAACUAGAAACGUCUGCAAAACAAUAUGCAGUAACCCCAGAAAACAAAAAAAUAUAGUAACAGUAGAUUGUUCAAAUAAUUCUGUGCUCUCUUCAAAGCACUUUUUCGGCGUUCGGACGCACAGAAUUAUCUGAACAAUCUAAUACUUCAAAAAGUUCGUAACUUUAACAUAAUACUUUUAAAAUUUCGUAAAUUAUAUAAACGUAACGAUCCUUUAGUCCCGCUCGUCAAUCCAAUCCUCGCCCAGCCUGCUGGCCAUGUGCACCAAUGUUGGUGGAAGUCAGUACACAUGGACAGUGCUCGGUCGUAUCCUACAGUUCGUGGACUGUCGCUACUGA